UCGACCUUAGCCAAUCAUCAUUACUUAUGUGGUUGUCCCGCCCCCUCACCAAAGAAAAGAAAACAACUUUGAGAGCCUGGUCGGACGACAACAGCAUCAGCAGCGCUGUAACUAUGUGUUAUAACUAUUGAAACAGUAAUUAGUGACAGUAGAUUUUCCUGUUUCAGUCUUUAUUUUAAUGCAGGUUUUCCCAUCGCUGUAAAACUGCACAACUUUCUCAACUGCACUUCCUUCAGGAAAUGCACUUUUUGAGGUUGUGUGCUAAGAUAAAAGCCACUGUGGAAAUCAAAGCUGCUAAGGAAGAGUUAAGAACAGUAAUCUUGAAAGUGGCUUUUAAGAUUCAAAAGAACAGAACGUGAUCUGCCAUACAACACCAACCACUCACUGUGCAGCGUGUUCAGUAACACAUUAUUGUAUUAACUCAGUCCUGAUGGAUGAGACGGUGAAGCCUCUGAGGAUUCCCCCCAAGAUGUCGGUUUAUGCUGACAAACACGGCAUCUUCCACCUUGUACAGAGCAUGGUAUCCAGUCUGGUUAUUGAUCGACCCGAUGAUCCUAUCUCCUACCUGAUUGGUUUUCUGCAGAGGAGCAGUGUGGACAUUCCCAGGAUUGUGCUGCUUGGUCCCCCGGCUGUUGGGAAACACACUGUGGCCAAGAAGCUGAGCACUGAACUGGGAGCUGUUCAUGUGACCAUGCAGAGUCUACUGCAGGACCAAUCAGAGCUGGCUGAACAGACACACCAAUACACACUCACACAGCAGAAGAUCCCUGCAGAGAUGCUGGUCCAAAUGGUCAAGCAGAGACUGAACAAGGUGGACUGCUUCAACGGGGGCUGGGUGUUGGAGGGAAUCCCUAAGACUCGUCUACAGGCGCUGAGUCUUCAGGAGGUCGGGGUCAUCCCUGAACAUGUUGUGAUGCUUAAUGCUUCUGAUGAUGUUUUGCGGGAGAGAAGGAAGGGAAAACUGGUGGACCCCCUGACUGGAGACGUGUACCACCAGACCUUCAUCUGGAAGGUUGAUGAUGACGUUGCUCAGCGUCUGGAGAAGCAGCAGGACCGGUCAGAGAAACAGCACCAAGCUGAGCUGCAGCAUUUCCGCUGCGAGGUCACAGGUCUCAUGACAGCCUAUCAACAUGUCCUGAAGAUCCUCAACAGUGACCAACCCUUUGACGACGUCUACCAAGAAGCAAUGGCUUUCAUCCAUACUCACCGUCGCUCCAGAACUCCCAGAAUUCUCCUGCUGGGUCCACCUGGAUCAGGGAAGAGUCACCAGGCCAAACUGCUGUCCCAAAAAUACAAGCUGGUGGACAUCUGUUGUGGUCAGCUAUUGAGGUCUAUAGCAGCCGAUGAUUCAAGUCUGGGAGAGAAGAUCCAACCGUACUUGGGUAACGGACAACCAGUUCCAAACAUCCUUGUGCUACAGGUCCUGGAACAUCGGCUGAGCCGAGUGGACUGCAGCUGCAGAGGCUGGGUGUUGCAUGGGUUCCCUCGAGACCUGGAACAAGCCAGGAUGCUGCAGGAGUCCCAGCAGCCGCCCAACAGAGUUUUCAUCUUGGAGCUGACGGAUGAAGUUUGUCUGGAGAGACUGAGUCAAAGAGCGACAGACCCAGUGAGCGGGGAGAGGUUUCACACUGUGACUCGACCUGCUCCAAGUGCUGAGGUCCAGGGUCGACUAAAGACCAGACCAGAAGACAGUGUACAGAGUGUGGCGAACGCUCUGAAUCAGUACAGGACACACAACGAUGAUCUGCAGCCUAUUUAUCCAGAUGGACAUCACAUCGAUGCUGAUCAGGAUCCACAGUCUGUGUUUGAGGCUCUGGAGAGCAGAUUGAAUACUCUCUAAUCGCUGGAUCCACUUGGAUCCACCAUUGCCUGUACUUUUCCAAACUUUGUUCAUUUUGGUGUUUUAUUUUCAGUUUGUCUCGUCCAGACUUUCAGUUUUUUUUCUGCGUAUACAUGAUUUCACUGAUACAUUGUUUUCUUGUCUCAUGUUCACCAUAGUGAGCUAUGGUGAUAUUCAUGUUCCUGUGUGGAAGUCAGUCUUAGACAGCUGUGAUUUGUAUGGGAAUGGCAGAGCAGAAAGUGGCUGAUGUUCUAACUCCAGAAGAUGGUAAUGACAGUAAUGCAAGCUACAGUUAAACCACAUAGAAGAAGAAGAAGCGUGAUGUUUCUGCAGCUGGAGGCUGAGACUCAGACCAAACUUACUUUUGUCUUACUGAAUCCAUCUUCACCUUCUGUUUACAACAAAAACAAAGUACUUCACUGUGCAAAUGUGACCCAGCCACGAGAAAACCAGCCACCAGUCGGCCCAGCACAAACCGGGUAAACAAAGAACAAAGGAUUUUUUUUACAAAAAAUCCGACAUUUCCGUUCUUCACAGAAUAUGCAAGUUGACAUUUCGAAGAAGCCACUCAAUGUUUCAAAUCACAGUAUUGUGGGUCUUAAAAUCAUAAACGUUCUAUUUGA
Messenger RNA from Solea solea (common sole), 2463 nucleotides. RefSeq names its product adenylate kinase 8-like. Bases 431 to 1840 code for a protein of 469 amino acids. The record is from RefSeq and is a predicted model, not a curated record. The transcript has a single exon. Gene Ontology annotation, biological process: nucleoside triphosphate biosynthetic process. Lineage: Eukaryota; Metazoa; Chordata; Actinopteri; Pleuronectiformes; Soleidae. Gene Ontology annotation, cellular component: cytoplasm. Gene Ontology annotation, molecular function: AMP kinase activity; ATP binding; nucleoside diphosphate kinase activity.